UUCUUCACCAUUUCUUACAGUCUCAAGUGGAAAGCUUAAGCCGCCCUUCCGCCUAUACUCUGUCGUCCGCCAUUCACGAACUCUGUACUCCGGCCGAAGCUUCGCCCUUCCGCCAUUGAAGUACGGUCUCAAGAAGCUCUGUCUAAUGUCAUCAGAAACUGUUUCGCCGGCCAUGGAGUCUUUGGUUCUGCAACUCCAUGAAAUCUCUGCUGUUAAGUUCGGCAACUUCAAGCUCAAGUCCGGUAUAUACUCUCCUAUUUACAUUGAUCUUCGUGUUAUUGUCUCAUAUCCUUCACUUCUCAGCCAAAUCUCCAAAACCCUAAUCUCUUCUCUUCCGCCGUCUACCUCCUACGACCUCGUUUGUGGUGUUCCUUACACUGCCCUUCCUAUUGCGACUUGCAUCUCCGUUAGUGACAAUGUUCCGAUGGUUAUGCGUCGGAAGGAGAUUAAGGAUUACGGGACGGCGAAAGCUAUUGAGGGCCAUUAUGAAGCGGAUCAAAUAUGUUUGAUUAUUGAGGAUUUGGUGACGAGCGGUGCGUCGGUUUUGGAAACUGCUGCGCCGCUGCGGGCGGCGGGGUUGAAGGUGAGUGAUGCGGUUGUGUUGCUUGAUAGAGAACAGGGCGGGCGGGAGAAUUUGGAGGAGAAUGGGAUUAAAUUGCAUUCGAUGAUUAAGUUGAGUGAGAUGGUGAGGAUUUUGAAGGAGAAGGGGAAGGUUGGAGAAGAAAUGGAAGGGGUGGUCGCAAGAUUCUUGGAGGAGAAUCGGAAGGUUGCGGUGCCGAAAGUGGAGAAGCCUGUUAGAGUUAAGGCCAUUUCCUUUCCGGAAAGAGCGAAGUUGGCGAAGAAUCCGAUGGGGAAGAGGCUGUUCGAGGUGAUGGUCGAGAAGGAAAGCAACUUGUGCGUAGCGGCUGAUGUUGGCACCGCCUCGGAGCUGCUUGAUAUCGCCGAGAAAGUUGGACCAGAGAUCUGCUUACUGAAAACUCAUGUGGAUAUACUGCCAGAUUUCACUCCCGACUUCGGUUCCAAACUUCGCUCGAUUGCUGAGAAACACAACUUCUUAAUCUUUGAAGAUCGCAAGUUUGCAGACAUUGGAAAUACAGUAACAAUGCAGUAUGAAGGGGGUAUUUUUCAUAUAUUAGACUGGGCAGAUAUAAUCAAUGCUCACAUUAUCUCUGGUCCUGGAAUUGUAGAUGGAUUGAAAUUAAAGGGGUUGCCUCGAGGUCGGGGUCUUUUACUGUUGGCUGAAAUGAGCUCAGCUGGAAAUCUUGCCACCGGAGAUUACACGUCUGCAGCAGUUAAAAUUGCAGAAGAACAUUCUGACUUCGUAAUCGGUUUCAUAUCGGUUAAUCCAGCAUCCUGGCCAGGUGCGCCUGGAAAUCCAACAUUCAUUCAUGCUACACCCGGAGUCCAAAUGGUCAAGGGUGGUGACAAUCUUGGACAGCAAUACAAUACCCCAUACUCUGUUGUCUAUGAUAGAGGAAGUGAUAUCAUAAUAGUGGGGCGUGGGAUAAUAAAGGCACCUAAUCCCGCCGAUGCAGCUCGAGAGUAUCGUCUACAAGGAUGGGAUGCGUAUUUGGCUAAGACCACCUAGAACAAUUAUUCACUUAGCUUUAAUAACUUCUCCGGUGCUCGAUGAAUGUCGGUUCUUUUUUCGACUUUUCCUUUUCGCUCGAGUUGCUUUCCCCUACAUGCUUGCAGGAUUUGGAUUCUGGAGGGCUACUUAAGAGAAGCAUUGCUGAUUCAGCUUUGAAAUAAAUUUCAACCUACUUCAUGUAAGCUUGUUAAGGAACAAUGUGUGUUCUAGUGUAAUCCUUUGGUUGAUCAUGAGAAUGAAAGUAAUUUGUCAGAUUUCUCUGUCUU
Messenger RNA from Cucurbita moschata (crookneck pumpkin), 1857 nucleotides. Its product is annotated as uridine 5'-monophosphate synthase-like. Lineage: Eukaryota; Viridiplantae; Streptophyta; Magnoliopsida; Cucurbitales; Cucurbitaceae. The record is from RefSeq and is a predicted model, not a curated record. Gene Ontology annotation, molecular function: orotidine-5'-phosphate decarboxylase activity; orotate phosphoribosyltransferase activity. Bases 146 to 1588 code for a protein of 480 amino acids. Gene Ontology annotation, biological process: 'de novo' UMP biosynthetic process; 'de novo' pyrimidine nucleobase biosynthetic process. The transcript has 6 exons.